GACCUUAAAAAGUAUGUUACUACUUACUACAUCGAGUGAAAUUAAAAAAGAGAACGCCCGUCCGUGAGCGAGUCGCCACAAGCCCGUAGCGAGCAACGGUAAAAUCUCUGUAUCUCGAAGUGGUACGCGCGCCAGUCAUCGACUCGGCCUUAACCGCUAUGGGUCGUGCGCUGCGCUCGCUGUGCGUGUACCAGCGCCCUUUCGUCGCCCCAAACGCCCGGGCCGCCACCACAGGAUGCCCCUUCUCCAAGCGCCAGCGCUCCCAGGUCGCCCCGACCGCCGCCCUAAACGAGGAGAUCUUCGCCAGCGCGAAGCCCUACUCCGAGGUCCCGGGCCCCAAGCCCAUCCCGAUCCUGGGCAAUACGUGGCGCAUGAUCCCCGUCAUCGGCCAGUUCGACAUCUCCGAGUUCGCUAAGGUGACCAAGCAGUUCCUGGACCAGUACGGCCGGAUCGUCCGGCUGGGCGGACUGAUCGGCCGGCCGGAUCUGCUGUUUGUGUACGAUGCGGAUGAGAUCGAGCGGAUGUACCGGCGCGAGGGCCCGACACCGUUCCGCCCCGCCAUGCCGUGCCUGGUGAAAUACAAGUCGGAAGUCAGGAAGGAUUUCUUCGGGGAGUUGCCGGGUGUUGUCGGAGUCCACGGCGAGCAAUGGCGUACUUUCCGUUCGAAGGUCCAACGGCCGAUCCUGCAGCCGCAGACGGUGAAGAAAUAUGUCGCGCCCAUAGAGAACGUCACCGAGGACUUCAUCACUUACAUGGAGGGAGCGAGGGAUGAGAACGGAGAUCUACCGCACGAGUUCGACAACGAUAUACAUCGGUGGUCUUUGGAGUGUAUCGGCCGAGUCGCCCUAGACGUGAGGUUAGGGUGUCUCUCACCGAACUGGGCGAGCGACUCCGAACCGCAGCGGAUAAUCGACGCGGCGAAGUUCGCGCUGCGUAACGUCGCCGUGCUCGAGCUACGGGCACCCUACUGGAGAUACAUACCGACCCCGCUUUGGACCAAAUACGUCAAUAAUAUGAACUUCUUCGUUGAAUUAUGUAGCCGCUACAUAAACGAAGCGCUAGAACGUCUGAAGACCAAGAAGGUGACGUCAGAGAACGAUCUGUCGCUACUGGAGCGGGUCCUCCGCAGCGAGGGAGAUCCGAAGAUAGCUACUAUUAUGGCGCUCGAUCUUAUACUAGUUGGGAUUGACACGAUAUCGAUGGCAGUAUGCUCAAUUCUCUACCAGGCAGCGACCAGGCUGAAGCAGCAAGACAAGAUGGCGGAGGAGAUCAGGCGCGUGCUGCCGGACCCCGACCAGCCGCUCACGUACGCCGACCUCGACAAACUGCACUACACUAAGGCCUUCGUUAGGGAAGUUUUCAGAAUGUAUUCUACGGUGAUCGGUAACGGUCGAACACUACAAGAGGAUGACGUCAUCUGCGGAUACCACAUACCCAAGGGAGUGCAAGUAGUAUUCCCGACCAUAGUGACGGGCAACAUGGAUCAGUUCGUGUCCAACCCCGAGGAGUUCCGGCCAGAGCGCUGGCUGGAGAGUAGCGGACGACUACACUCGUUCGCCUCCCUGCCCUACGGCUUCGGAGCCAGGAUAUGCCUGGGCAGGAGGUUCGCUGAUCUCGAGAUACAAGUGCUUCUGGCUAAGCUGCUGCGACGGUACAGGCUGGAGUACCACCACCAGCCGCUGGAGUACGCCGUCACCUUCAUGUACGCACCCGACGGACCGCUGCGCCUGCGCAUGCUGCCGCGAUAACCAUGACAACUUAUAUAAAUAUUAGUCCGGCCGCAGAGAAGACUCAUAGAAGAUUCAUAGGCAGAUGAACCUAUGUAAUUUGGUCGCGGUAUGUCAAACC
This is a messenger RNA of Aricia agestis (brown argus), 1848 nucleotides long. RefSeq names its product probable cytochrome P450 301a1, mitochondrial. The record is from RefSeq and is a predicted model, not a curated record. Bases 159 to 1748 code for a protein of 529 amino acids. NCBI's taxonomy places the organism in Eukaryota, Metazoa, Arthropoda, Insecta, Lepidoptera, Lycaenidae. Gene Ontology annotation, molecular function: heme binding; oxidoreductase activity, acting on paired donors, with incorporation or reduction of molecular oxygen; iron ion binding. The transcript is spliced from 8 exons.